This is a messenger RNA of Aspergillus clavatus NRRL 1, 1425 nucleotides long. RefSeq names its product aldehyde dehydrogenase family protein. The transcript has 3 exons. Gene Ontology annotation, molecular function: aldehyde dehydrogenase (NAD+) activity. The record is from RefSeq and is a predicted model, not a curated record. The coding region runs from base 1 to 1425 and encodes 474 amino acids. NCBI's taxonomy places the organism in Eukaryota, Fungi, Ascomycota, Eurotiomycetes, Eurotiales, Aspergillaceae.
AUGUCCUUGAACGCGACGACCUUCCACAAUGUCAUCAACAACGAAUUGACCUCGACGUCACAAACCCGUUACGGAAUCAACCCGGCCAACCGUGAACCAAACCCCGAAGUCCCCGUGUCCACUCAAGACGACCUCGACCGAGCGGUCGAUGCGGCCCGCCAAGCUUUCCAAAAAUGGUCCAAGACCUCGUUCGAUGAGCGCCGAAUUGCCCUCAGUGCCUUCGCAGACAAGCUGGAAGCGAACAAGGAUAUGAUAGCUCAGCUGUUGACCCAAGAACAAGGGAAGCCCCUGAGCCAGUCCGCAGUGGAAGUGGGCAUGGCCACGCAGUGGACACGGACCCUUACCACCACCGAGAUUCCCGAGUCAGUCAUCGAGGAGACGGAAGAACGCAAGAUCAUCCAGCGGUACACCCCGCUGGGUGUCUGUGGAGGCAUUGUGCCGUGGAAUUUCCCUGUCUUGCUAGCUGUGAGCAAGAUCGUCCCCGCUGUCUACACCGGUAACACGAUCAUCUUCAAGCCUUCGCCGUUGACCCCUUAUUGUGGCUUGAAGCUGGCGGAGCUGGCCGCUCAGUGUUUCCCCCCAGGCGUUGUCCAGGCCUUGAGUGGCGGGGACGACCUGGGCCCGAUGAUCACAGAGCACCCAGGCAUCGACAAGAUCAGCUUCACCGGCUCAAUUCCGACCGGAAAGCUGGUCAUGGCCAGUUGUGCCAAGACCCUGAAGCGAGUGACACUGGAGCUGGGUGGAAAUGACCCGGCCAUUGUCUGCGACGAUGUGGAUAUCGACGCUGUUGUCCCCAAGGUCGGCAUUCUCUCCUUCCUGUGCGCGAGCCAAAUUUGCAUGGUGAUCAAGCGGCUGUACGUCCACGAGAAGAUCUACGACGAAUUCCGGGACAAACUGGUGGCAUUUGUGCAAUCCCUCAAGGUCGGCGAAGGCACCCAGCCCGACGUCUUCUUCGGCCCUGUUCAGAACAGUAUGCAAUACGACAAGGCCAAGGAUCUCUACUCGAGCAUCUCCACCGAGGGUCUCAAAGCGGUUCUCGGCGGCACGAUCCAGGACUCGGCGGGCUACUUCAUCACACCGACCAUUAUCGACAACCCACCCGAGUCCGCUCGAGUGGUGCAAGAGGAGGCCUUUGCCCCUAUCCUGCCCAUCAUGAAAUGGUCGGAUGAGGACGACGUGCUCGCGCGGGCCAACGGUACCGAGACCGGACUAGGUUCCUCGGUGUGGAGCAAGGACCCCGUGCGAGCGCGUCGGAUGGCGGACCGUCUCGAGUCGGGCAGCGUGUGGAUCAACUCGCACUUCGAUCUCGCACCAAAUGUACCGUUCGGGGGUCACAAGUCUAGUGGAAUUGGCACCGAAUGGGGUCUGAGUGGGUUGACGGCGUACUGUAACUCGCAAAGCCUGUGGAUCAAGGCAAAUGUCUAA